CUAUGGUGCAACACUGAGAGGGACCAUGUGGUGUUUGGAGCUGCUCGUCCCACUGCUGCUCGUCAUAAGAGAUGCCAGUUGCCAGUGGAAUGUCUGGUUACCUCGUGACAUCUCGGCCAUGACUAACUCCUGUGUGGUGAUCCCCUGCACCUUCAUGUACCCAGCGGGCAUCAGGCCGUACCGAGGCAUCCAUGGCAUCUGGUACUUUGGGCAGCCCUACCCUCAGCUCUUCCCUCCCGUAGUCUACAAAUCUCGCACAGACGUUGUACACGAGAGCUACAAAGGGCGCACCAAACUGCUGGGAGAUCUGCACCAGAGAAACUGCACUCUGCUUAUCAAUAAUGUGGGCUCCGAGCACUCAGGCCGAUACUACUUCCGCGCAGACCUCGGAGGAGCCAACAUGUACACGUAUCCAGACUUUUCAGAGCUCAAAGUUUUGGAUCAGCCCAACAUUGACGUCCCAGAGGAGAUUGUUAGCGAUGAGAGUCUGGAGCUGACGUGCUACGCUCCAGAUAACUGCCCCGAUAUGACCCCUGAGAUUGAGUGGCUGUACACAGACUACCUGCCCGACCCCUCCUUCAGCCCCGAGUACCUGGAGGAGGGCAACUCAGCUGUACUGUCCAACACGCUGACCUUUACCCCCAGACCCAUGCACAACGGGCAGCUGCUGGGUUGCAGGGUCACCUACCCCAACACCACCCUGGUGUACGAGAGGCUCAUCUCUCUGGACGUCAAGUAUGCCCCUCGCUCGGUGUGGGUGAACGUGUCCUCGGAGGUGAUGGAGGGCAGUUCUGUGGCGCUGCACUGUGAGGUGGACAGUAACCCGGCCCCUCGCAUCUCCUGGCUCUUCGGGGACAAAGAGCUGCUCUGGGACACGGCGUCCAACCUGUCCCUGUCUCUGGAGGACUUGACCCCCGCAGAGGAGGGCAUCUACACCUGUGUGGGAGACAAUGGAUUUGGUAUCAUGAACACCUCCCUCUACCUGGCCGUCAAGUAUCCUCCUCGAGAGCCUGUGGUGAAUGAGUCCAUGACGGUGGUGGAAGGAACUUCUCUGUCCCUUCACUGUAGCACCCAGGGGAGCCCUGCCCCUACCCUCACCUGGCUGAAAGAUGGGGAGCUGGUGGGCACCAUCACAGCAGAUGAGCUCUCUGUGCUGGAGCUGAAGGAGAUCAGCCCCCAGGCCGAUGGACACUACCGCUGUCUGGCUGAGAACGAGCACGGCCGGGCCAGCUCCUCCCUCAACAUCACCGUGGAGUAUGCCCCAGUCCUUCUGGAAGAGUCCAAGUGCACCGUGGUGAGGGAGGGAGUGCAGUGCGUGUGUAUAGCCACAGGGAACCCCGAGCCCACCAUAGAGUUCUACCUGCCCGACCUCAACGUCACCAUCAAUGAGACAGACAACCGCUACAACUACUACACGCAGGACGGACAGACCUCCACCGCCAUGAUCAAGCUCAGGGAGAAGGGGGAGAGGAGUGACAACAAUGGGCCCGCUGUCAAUGUUCACUGCAGCUUCUCCAACGCCUACGGACGAGAGAGCAUCCUCCUGGAGCUACAGCAGGAGAAGAAGUACCUGAUGGCUGUUAUAGUGGGUACCAUUGGAGGAGUGGCAGUCAUAGCCUUCAUUAUUGCAGCAGUUCGAUACGUGGGUCACAACAACAAGAAGUGA
Molecule: messenger RNA, 1666 nt
Organism: Boleophthalmus pectinirostris (great blue-spotted mudskipper)
Lineage: Eukaryota; Metazoa; Chordata; Actinopteri; Gobiiformes; Gobiidae
Gene: mag
Product: myelin associated glycoprotein
Source: RefSeq, a predicted model, not a curated record